CUUCCGCAUGCAUUGCCGUAAGGUUCUUGCCAAAAGAAGGCGUUUCAUUGGUUGAUUGUUCAAAUGCUAUGGACCCAGUACAGCAGAUUCUAGGUCCCUGUAGAUCAUCCCACUUAAAGUUUAUGGAAUUGGCGGAUUUUCAUGGUUGCGUGCAAGCUCAAGUGAGAAAAAAGAGCCUCAACGUUUUAAGCAUCUCAACUAUCAAGCUCUAGCUUCAACGGCGCCGACAACAGCCUGAAGCUAUUCGCAACAAUGUUGCUGGCAAGACGGCUUUGUACAUCAUGUCUUCGAGCAAAAAGUGCAUCUAGCUCAAUUGCUAAUAGCUCCAAUAGCUACACACCCAAUUUCUUACAACGGAUAAAUAGUAGCAGAGUCUUGUCGCGAGCUGUCCCAACAGUACAACGCCGAGCGAUUUCAACGUCCGAAGAUACCAUUGAGCUCAAUGGCUCUUCAUAUAAGAAAGACUCCUGGUACAACAUACCACAAAAUGUCCUCGAUAAAAUCCCCCGCCGACUCCAUCUCCAAAAAGAUCACCCCAUUUACAUAACCCGGCAGAUCAUCGAAUCUGUCUUCCCACCGCCGAUCUACACUUACCAUAAUGAGUUCAAUCCGGUUGUCACCACAUACCAGAAUUUCGACUCUUUAGGUUUCCCUAAGGACCAUCCUGGCCGGGCGAAGGGAGAUACGUACUACAUCAACAGCGAUACGCUCCUACGCACACAUACAAGCGCGCAUCAAGCAGACGUCUUCCGCGCAAACCCCAGCGAAGGUUACCUAAUUAGCGCCGACGUGUACCGCCGCGAUGAAAUCGAUAAGAGCCAUUACCCCAUAUUCCACCAGAUGGAGGGUGCGCGGUCGUGGGACCGCGCCAAGGUAGCCAAUGGGGACAUUGCGGCGACUAUCUUGUCGGACGUAGAAAAACUGCCGAGCCACCCUAUCGAGGUACAAGACCCAAACCCCCCUUUUCACGAUGAGAGGAACCCUCGGCAAGAAGCCCAUCACUCCCCGGCAGAGGUCGAGGCCAUUGCUGCACAUCUGAAAAGGUCCCUGGAGCUUAUGGUUGUGGAGAUAUUCUCUCGCGCCAAGGCUGCAGCAGUGGAAGCCGACCCUAAUUACUUGGGUGAACCGAUUCAAAUGCGGUGGGUCGAAGCGUACUUCCCCUUUACUAGUCCCUCCUGGGAACUUGAGGUCUAUUAUGACGGAGCUUGGCUUGAAGUGCUCGGCUGCGGAGUGGUAAAGCAAGACCUAUACAUUAAUGCAGGUGUACCGAGUCAGCUGGGCUGGGCUUUCGGCAUCGGGCUCGAGAGGAUCGCCAUGUUGCUUUUUAAGAUUCCAGAUAUCCGGCUCUUCUGGUCGCAAGAUUGGCGCUGGGACCAACAGUUCAAGGGUGUGUCGGACAACCUAGAUUCCUUGAGGCCCUUCAUACCGUUCUCCAGGUACCCGGCCUGCUCGAGGGACAUAUCAUUCUGGUUGCCGUCGCCGUCGCCAGAGAGCGGCGAUACUGAAGCGGGUGAGUAUAAAUGGUGCGAAAAUGACUUCAUGGAGAUUCUGCGUAGCGUAGCGGGGGACACGGUCGAAGACGCGAAGUUAUUUGACGAUUUUACGCAUCCUAAAACCGGCAGGAGGAGUGUAGCAUACCAUAUCAACUACCGCAGUCUCACUCGGACCUUGUUGAGUAAAGAAGCAAAUGUGCUGCAUGAAGAAGUUCAGAGAUCUCUAGUAGAGAAACUCGGCGUGGAAAUAAGGGGAUAGAGAUCUUGGAUAAAAGAUACGAGCUUCAGCUUCAAGAAUUUCCACGAAGGAAAUUCAGACGAAAAUCGACGACAUUAGGAAUUACGCUGUAUGAAGAAUACCUAUUCAUGUUCGACCACACGUGAGACGCUGCGGACGUGUCUAGUAGAAAUAAGGUAAACUAUACCUAUACUAAUAAGACACAAAAAUGCACUUCUAUAAAGGGGCAUCAUCAAAUCGAAAAUGUGGUUCAACAUGACUUAACACGGUCUUAGCCAUUCAUAUGAAGUUGCUAAGCUUACAUACCACGAUAUAUGCAUUCGACUAUGAUAACGGUAGCA
Molecule: messenger RNA, 2072 nt
Organism: Annulohypoxylon maeteangense
Lineage: Eukaryota; Fungi; Ascomycota; Sordariomycetes; Xylariales; Hypoxylaceae
Product: phenylalanyl-tRNA synthetase
Exons: 2
Coding region: 253-1752 (499 amino acids)
Biological process (GO): phenylalanyl-tRNA aminoacylation
Cellular component (GO): mitochondrion; cytoplasm
Molecular function (GO): tRNA binding; ATP binding; phenylalanine-tRNA ligase activity
Source: RefSeq, a predicted model, not a curated record